Messenger RNA from Drosophila serrata, 351 nucleotides. RefSeq lists its product as uncharacterized. The record is from RefSeq and is a predicted model, not a curated record. NCBI's taxonomy places the organism in Eukaryota, Metazoa, Arthropoda, Insecta, Diptera, Drosophilidae.
AUGAAAACCGCUCUCCGUCUGUCAACAUUCCUGGUCAUCCUGGCAAUGGCCUGCGGCUUCCUCUCCGGCAGCAGUUCCAGCAACUCCUCGCCCAGGAUCUGUUUGAUCGAGAAUUGUGCCUGGAACUCCACGGUUAAUACCUGUGCCCGCUAUGGCAGAUCGAAUCUGUGCAAUCGGUUCAGGAAUAGCUGUGCCCUGCGAUAUAAGAACUGUGUUAGCUCCACCACCUACACCUCGGUCAAUCUGUCCCAAUGUUCCGGAAUAACUGUUGGAAAUCGAGGAACAUGCGGUGGUUCCUCCAGCUCAUCCUCCAGCUCCAACAUUACGCCCAUUAUCAUACGUCGCGGUUAA